AUGUCCAAAGCUCUUCGCAGGCCUGGUCUUCUUUCUCUCUGUCUCUUGGUUUAUUUAUUCUGUGGUGCUUUCACUCAGUCAAGUAGUUCAACAAGCGAUGCGCCUGAGUGCGGUGUCAAAUGCGCACUCGAGAGUUUCAGCGACCCGGCGUUUUCGCUCAAAACUCAAGCCGAACUAUGCCAUGAUAAAGCGUUUGCCAGGGUACUGGGGGAUUGCGUGGCAAAACGAUGUCUUUUUGGUGAAAUGAUGGGUAAUAAACGACUUCACAUUCGGGCGGCAUAUCAUGAGAUUCAGGCUAUUAACAAUAUUAACACAGAGUUUACUCGGAUUUCCAAAGAGGCAUGCGGCAUUCCUCCGAUGGACCAAUACAUCGAGUUCCAAGUCACUGGCAUAAUCAUGACGACGCUGGCCGUUGUCUUUUACGUCCUGCGAAUUACAUGCAAAAUCCUUGGGCCGACUUUUUGGGGUAUAGACGAUACACUUAUUUCAGUAUCAGCAGCUGUUUUGAGUCCUAUUUGCGUGUUCUACCAAUUGUUGCUAGAACAGGGAUUAGGCAAGGAUUUUGAAAAUCUCUCGCAUCGACAAGUAGCAAUGUUCUUCAGAUACUUCUUUGCAUUCGGACUACUUUACCACAUUGCCCUAACAUGUAUAAAAACCUCCAUUUUACUUUUGUAUCUUCAGAUCUUCCCAGACGAAACCUUCCAGAGAGUGGUCAAUGCUCACUUUGAUACAAGCACCCGUGCUCUUGGGUAUAUGGAAGGCAUGGGAAGACAAGGUGAUCGGCGAGAGUAUGCAUUAUAUAUCGUGGCCAUCGCUGGUGCAGGCUUGUUUGAAUCUAGCCCUGGAUAUCUGGAUGCUUAUCUUGCCGAUUUCUCAGUUAUACAAAUUGGGGCUGAAGAUCACUUGACUAUUGUUUGUGCUCUCAAGCUAUAUAAAAUGGUAGAGUACAUUACCGAUAUAAGCAAGUCAACCCAAAACGGAAACGAUGUCAUCUUCUGGUCUUACAUCGAGCUCUGUGUGGGAAUCACGGUAUCUUGCAUGCCUCAUACACGCCAGCUUACGCGAGCGAUGUUGCAUAGGUUGCAGUCAAAUGGACGUGGUAUCGGGAGCUCUGGGAGCGAUGGUCCUUUCAUCACGCGGUCUAUUGAAACAAUAACCCAGGUUUCGUCUCCUCUGGAUACAGUAGUUCUUCAUGAUGAAGGAAAUCUUCUUACGAAAUCUUAG
Molecule: messenger RNA, 1224 nt
Organism: Fusarium proliferatum ET1
Lineage: Eukaryota; Fungi; Ascomycota; Sordariomycetes; Hypocreales; Nectriaceae
Exons: 8
Coding region: 1-1224 (407 amino acids)
Source: RefSeq, a predicted model, not a curated record